Messenger RNA from Magnolia sinica, 2917 nucleotides. RefSeq lists its product as uncharacterized. The record is from RefSeq and is a predicted model, not a curated record. The transcript is spliced from 2 exons. NCBI's taxonomy places the organism in Eukaryota, Viridiplantae, Streptophyta, Magnoliopsida, Magnoliales, Magnoliaceae. The coding region runs from base 515 to 2641 and encodes 708 amino acids.
UUCUCAAAAACAUCUCUUUGGACCCCACCCAGCAUCCUUGCGCAGGAACUUCCUGCUAAAGGCUUUCGCAGGAAAUCCGCGUCCCUUUCUCUCUCUACAAACACGCCGCCUCAUUAUCCAAGUUCCGACCAUGUCCUCCCCCCUCUCUCUCAUAUUUCGAGUUCGGAAAUCUUCCCAAUUCUCCUCUUUCUCCCUCAUCUUCCGAGCUCCAAUCUCUUCCUAACUUCCUCCGAUCAUGACCACCGACCAAACAUCCAGAUUUCCGCCAGGAUCAUCUCCGAAUCUGACGCCAUUUUCGCAUUGGCCUCUUGGGACCAACCACACGGCCCUUUGGCUAUUGAACAGCGAACCUUAAAAUGGUCCGCCGUGAUUAGGUUUCAGUAAGAUCAGAAUUCGAAGGCAUUCCGCGAGCUAAGCUUUUCCGCAAGUAGAGGAAGAGGAUCUAGCUGGGGGAAGAGCAUUUCAAGAAGGACAAGAAGAACACAAGCAAGCGAAAGAAUAAUAAGGAGAAUUGAUGGGGCUACAUGGCUGCAGUGCCACUGGUGAGCUUGAUGACCAGAAAUUCAGCGAGCCGAUGCCAUGGAUCGGCCUCUACAUAGUAGGAGCUUCACUGGUGUGCUCUCUUGCCAUGGGAAUCGACACCUUUUAUGCAUUCCGUCGCCGGAAGAUCUGGUUCCCAUGCAAGUUCUUCUCACUUAAUGCUACUUCCUUGACCUUAUUAUCCAUUGCCACAAAACUGCCUGUGGAUCUGAACACAUCCAUGCCAAGCCGUGAAGAUCAGCUGACCAAGCUCAGUAGCACCAUCCUCAUUUGCACCGCAAUGGGCAACUUCAUGACCUCUCUAGGAACUAUGGAGGCAUCCGAAUUGCUUUCAAACGUUGUCGCCUUGGCUAUUCUUGUGAUCACUGUGAUCGUUAAUGUCGGUAUUCAAAUGGGUACUGGUGUGAUCUAUGCUUUUGUACCUGAACAUGCCAUAGUCAUGUUUUUCAUGAUGAUUUUACUCGUGAUCUUGGUUUUUUCGGCUUUAACAGUUCCAACAGCCCAGCAGCUGCUAGAACGACAGUAUCUUGCCAAGCAGGUACCAGUUAUGAAUAGAGUGUACAAUGAUGAUGUGUUCGAAGUAGAUAAAUUGAAAGAAGCUGUACAAAAGGGAUGGAUGGUGGCCCAUACUUGUAGUCCUCAGUAUGUUCGCUCAGCUACUUGCACCACAGCAGGAGAUUUCUGCCUCCUCAGUGCACUGAUUUUAUUGGAAGCUUCAGUCAGAUCAUUUAUAUCAUCGUCUUUGGACUUCUGCAGAGGGGAAUCCGACUAUAAGUGGUCAAUUAAAUUGGUUUUAAUUUCUCAGGUGAUUGCAGUAGUAGUUGGUACCAUUCCCCCAGCUAUUAGAUGGUUCAAUGCUAUUAGCUUCACAAGCCCAAGUCAGAAAAGAAGCUACAGAGAUGUGUUUAAGGUAGAGGGGUACUGGAUUCAGAGGCUGGUAGAUUGGAAAGAAAGCCCUCUACCAUUCCACAUUGGUAGAAGGCAAUGUAGAAAAAUAGUCUAUUUCUUAAAAUUUCGAUUUCUUGAUGCCUGCAUUGGACUGCAAACUGCAGUAGUAGUAUUCUGCAAGUUCGUUUCGCUGGCUUCUAUAUUGCCAUUGAGUUUGCUCAGUAGAGUCUUCUGCCGCUCCCGGAAAGGGCAUUAUAGGGAUUCUGAAUCCAACCAACCGGAGUCGAAGAAUCUGCAGGAUUUUGUAUUGCAUCUGGAAGGGGAGGAUGUUUGGGUUGAUCUGAUAAUGAAAAGCGGUCUCCAAGACAUGAAGCAAUUGAUUGAGAAGAGCAGGAAGAAUGAACCUACUCAUCUGAUUAAACUUCUAGAGUCAGCUUUAUCAGAAAGUCUCAACGGUGUGGCCGAGUUUGAUGGUGACCAGGUUCCGCCAAUUGGAGAGAAGCUUCAAAACUGUUGGGUUCUGCCUGUGGUUACCCUCACAAGCAUUGCCGUCGCAAUUCCCGACAUUGACCAAAAUACAAUCAGAUCAUUGCGGGAUGCAGUAGAUGAAGGCCUCAAGUAUGUAAGGCUCAUAGAGAGUUGUGACACUGAUAUUUAUGAUCUAAAGAGGUUUAACAUGAGGAAAGCAGCGGAUAUAGUAUGGCGUGGCAUUGAUAUUUAUGAUCAAUGGCUUGACAUUGAUCUCCACAUAUUGGUCACUGAAGAAAAACAUACGAAGAAGAUAAUCGAAAAACUAAUGGAUAUAGGAUCCAAAAGCGUUUUGGAGUUCACAGCUGGGGGUGGUGGUGAAUGGCCUGCAAAGGUAUUGGCAGCCAAUUCCAUGUACUGGAUCGGUAAGACUAUUCUGGAGAAGCACAAUGACAAGCUUGAGUCUCCUGAGGAUUUGUCCAAAUGGUUACAAACAACUAUUGCUGACAUAUUGGGAGCUUGCCUUACCAACCUGCCUCGUGUUAUAUCUAUCGAACGCCGUGGCGACAGCAUUGAUGAGAGGGAAAAGGAAAUAAAGGAUGCAGCAUCUGCUCUCGGUGAAGUUCAAGACGUUUUUGCAAUUUUAAGUAAGCAUAAGCUCCCAGAUUUGAGCCCUUAUGAGAUGGCAGAUAUUGACGAUUGGCGUGAAGCUCUAUCUCGCCCUUCUUCUCCUGAUGAUGUCUAGCUUAACUUCAGGUGAAUUGCCUUUAUUAAUUGAGAAGGAAUUCGAAGCAAGGACCUGGAGAAUGAAAGAAAGCAGAUCACCACUCGGAGGAGUGUUGAUCCUUAGAUUAACCUGGUAAUAUAAUUCUUAUGUGGCUUUUUGUAUUACUAUCAUGUGAAUCGCAUUUAGAAUGCACUACUCAGUAAGGAAGUUAAAUCUUCAUGCAUGGGAUUUAAAUGAAAAAAAUGAAUUCCUAAAAAAUAUAAUGGAACUAUAGUUGUGAGAUGGUUUCAUUUU